This is a messenger RNA of Drosophila innubila, 2311 nucleotides long. RefSeq names its product zinc finger protein 14 homolog. The coding region runs from base 56 to 2212 and encodes 718 amino acids. The record is from RefSeq and is a predicted model, not a curated record. Gene Ontology annotation, molecular function: zinc ion binding. NCBI's taxonomy places the organism in Eukaryota, Metazoa, Arthropoda, Insecta, Diptera, Drosophilidae. Gene Ontology annotation, cellular component: nucleus. The transcript has a single exon.
UGUAAAUCAAAUUAGAAUUUUGUUUGAAUUAAGCAAUUGUUAUUGAUUUCUGGACAUGAGCACAGUCACAACGUAUUCAGUUGAUUCCAUGUGUCGAGUUUGUUUAGUCCAGCUCGAGUGCUCCACAACAUACGACCUGUUUUUAUUGCCAGAUCUCGCCAAGACUUUCACAGUGUGCACAUCCUUGCUGUUGGAGCCCCAAGAUGGCUACCCGAGGAAUCUCUGCGGCAGCUGCUACGCCCGAUUGAAGGAUCUUGAUGAAUUCCGGCAGUUGUGUGUGGCGUCCGUGCAGCGUUUCAAGCAAAUGUUGGAAAACAAAGUGGUGGAUUUAUUUCCCGUCGUGACCAGCAAUGAGUCGGAGCUGCUGCUGGUUAAGGAUGAGCAGGAACCCAGUACGGAUUAUGAUCCGCUGUUGAGCCACAAAUUGGAGAUUGACAAUGUGGAGGAUGUGUUUAAACUGCUGGAGAAUGUGGACAAGGAGCAGGAAAUCGUUAGGGAUUCAUCUGCCUGCUCCCAGAGUAGUCUCAGUGAGGAUGAUGUGCCGCUGGCGCAACGUCUGCUUGGAACAGUUGAAUCCCCUUCAAGUCCAGCCAAAUCCAAGACGAAACGCCAGCGAAUUCCACGAGCGGAGCGUCAUCUGCAUCGCAUCAUCAGCUGUCAUAUUUGCCAGCAGAAAUUUAAGAAGCAACUCAACUACGAGGAGCACAUGAAGCAUCACAAUGAGCUGUUGCCCUUUCAGUGCCGCAUGGAGAGCUGCCAGAAGGGAUUCACCACAGCGGCUGCACUGCGUCUGCAUGUGGACUAUGCGCACAGCAAGAGCGACGCCGAGAUACCCUGUACUGUCGAGGAUUGCAAGCUGUUGUUUCCACGCAUGCGACUGCUGACAAUACACCUGAAAAAGGUGCAUAAUCUGAGCAGAGCGAGUGCUCCACGCGUGGAGCAAUCCUGCAGAGAGUGUGGCAUGAUCUUUCGCUGUCCCGUAGCAUUAAAGAAGCACAUGUAUAAACACACUGGAGAGGAGCUGCCGUAUCCGUGUAACAUCUGUGGCAAGGGAUUCCACAUCAAUAGCGCCUUGAAGAAUCAUUUGCUGCGUCAUGCGGGGAUUAAGAACUAUGUGUGUCCGUAUUGUGGAGUGGGCAAGACCACCAGGCAGGAAUGGAGCAAACACAUCUUGACGCACACCCAGGAGAAGAUGUUCAAAUGCCAAAACUGUGAACAUGCCACGCACACGAGAAGAGCCUUGGAUAAUCAUGUGAAGAUUGUGCACGAGAAGAUUAGGAACUAUGCGUGUCAGUAUUGUGGCAAGACCUUUGGCAAAUCCCAUGCCUGCAAGAUCCAUGAGAUGACGCACACAGGAGAGAAGCGUUGCGAGUGCAAGGUCUGUGGCAAGAAGUUCCUCUACACGGAGAGUCUUACCAAGCAUCUGAAGAUUCACGAGAAGAGUGUGGAGCGAGCGAUUGAGACAUAUCGCCAGCGACAGAUGGAACUGGGUGAUGCAGGAGAGGAGCAGCCAAGUGGAAAUGUAGAUGACCAGGCGGCGGAUCAACUCUUAAAGGUGUGUGCAGCAUCUGUGGCCACCAUACCCAAGGAUCCGAGACGUGUGGAACGUGUGGACUUGUCGCAACUGGCUGGCACCGUUGUCAAUCCCAUACCCUCUAUCCAACUAACCACAAAUCCAGCAGGAAACUUGGUGCAAAAGGAGGGACUGCAUUUAUGUCCUGGCUGCCAGCAGGGAUUCAACAAUCUGGGCAACAUGAAGCGUCACUACAAGAGCGUCCAUGAGAAGGUCAAGGACUUUGAGUGUCGCUACUGUUCACGUCGCUUUGCCAACUCGCAAUCGCUCAAGCAGCACGAGUGGAUUCACACCGGGGAGAAGCCUUAUGCCUGCAAGAUUUGUGGCACACAUUUCCGCCAGGAGGCGGCUUUAAUACGGCACCAAAAGGUGCACGAAGAGAAGCCACCAAAACCGGAGAAACCGCCCAAACAAAUCACGGAAAAGUAUCGACAAAAACAAGUCCAGAAAUGUGAGAAACGUCGCAAUGUGGAAGCGUUGCGGGAGAAGAUUGCGGAAGCCGCCAAGGAGGAGCUGCAGGAACUGGCCAAGCAGCGGGAACUGGAGAAGCAACAAAAUACCUACGAACAGUAUCAAGCGGCAGCGAAAAGAAUCCCACAGAUCCCAGAGGAAUCCGAGUUAAAAUCUCUGCUCAACUGAGCUAAAAACUUUCAAGUUGAAAGUUCUUAUUGUUGGUUAAUAUUUAACUAAUAGAUAAUUGUUAAAAAAUAUAGUUUUAAUAUUUAUAAAGAGACUUUU